AUGUAUAAAAGUAACGAACAUGAAACCUUGGAGAAAGAAGAACUUCAACUGCUUAGUAAAUCGGAAUUAAUAGAGAAAAUAAUAAAAUUGAAAGAGGAAAACAAGGAAUUAAAAUUAGUAGCUAGUAAAGGAAAUGAAAAGGCAAAGAAGAAAGAUACUGUGUGUACAUCACAAAAAUUAUUUGAUUUCUCAAAAUGCAAUAAAAGACAUAUACUUUUAAAAUUUUAUUAUCUUGGAUGGAAUUAUAAUGGUUUUGUUGUACAAGAAAGCAUUGAUAAUACAAUAGAACAGCAUUUAUUUGAAGCAUUAAUUAAAAGCUGUUGUAUAGAAUCACGUGAGACAUCAAAUUAUCAUAGAUGUGGAAGGACAGACAAAGGUGUUAGUUCAUUUUCACAAGUGAUUUCCUUAGAUAUAAGAAGUAAAUUAAAUCCAACGGAACAAUGUAAAUUAGAAAAUGAACUUCCAUAUUGUAAAAUAUUAAAUAGGCUGCUUCCUUCUAAUAUAAGAUGCAUUGCGUGGUGCCCAGUACCUAAUGAUUUUUCAGCAAGAUUUAAUUGUAAAUUUCGAACCUACAAGUACUUUUUUCCAAGAGGAAAUUUGAAUAUAGAUGCUAUGAAUAAAGCUAUUAAAUAUAUUAUAGGAGAUCAUGACUUUCGAAAUAUUUGUAAAAUGGAUGUUGCCAAUGGUGUUACUAAUUAUGAAAGAAAAGUUAUUAAUGCAGAAGUAUGUAUGUAUCGUGAAAAUUUUAGAAAAGUCUUAGAAUAUGAUAUAUGUCAAUUAAUUAUAUCAAGCCAAGCAUUUUUAUGGCAUCAAAUUCGUUGCUUAAUGGGCAUUUUGUUACUUAUUGGACAAGAAAAAGAAGAACCUGAAAUUAUUUUAGAACUUUUAGAUAUUGAAAAAUGUCCUAGGAAACCACAAUAUAAUCUUGCUCAUGAAGCACCAUUAAAUCUUUGGUAUUGUGAAUAUGAUGCUAAGGAGUGGUACAUUGAUAAAGAUGAAUUAAUAUACACAAUCAAACUUUUACAAAGAGAUUGGACUUUGAAUACAGUAAAAUCGGUCAUGAUUGAAAAUAUGUUAUCGGAUUUGGAGGCUUCAAUAGAUUGCAAAGAUAUGGCUUUCCAGAGUGAUUGCUUAUUACUUGGUGUACAAAGUAAAGUGUAUCAACGUUUAAUGAAGCGGCCCACUUGUGAGAGCUUGGAGAGCAAAAUAAAACAUUAUGAAAAUAAAAAGAAGAAGAAAGAGUAA
Molecule: messenger RNA, 1245 nt
Organism: Eufriesea mexicana
Lineage: Eukaryota; Metazoa; Arthropoda; Insecta; Hymenoptera; Apidae
Product: tRNA pseudouridine(38/39) synthase
Exons: 6
Coding region: 1-1245 (414 amino acids)
Biological process (GO): mRNA pseudouridine synthesis; tRNA pseudouridine synthesis
Cellular component (GO): cytoplasm; nucleus
Molecular function (GO): RNA binding; pseudouridine synthase activity
Source: RefSeq, a predicted model, not a curated record